GAUGGCGGCGGGGCCCGGGCGCUACUUCUGCACGGCGGGCCGCGGCCUGGAGCCCUUCCUGGCGCGGGAGGUGCGGGCGCGGCUGGGCGCCACGGAGGUGGCCUGCGUCUCGGGAAAGGUCUUCUUCAGCACAGGGGCGGAGCUGGGCGAGCUGCGGAAGCUGAAGUCGGGAGAGAGACUGUUUCUGCUGCUGAGGAAGCAUCCCCCGCUCGGGGUUUUUAGAAAUAAAGGGAAAAUGCUGCAUGACAUCAUAAGCCUUGUCACUGGGGAACCGAAGUAUUUGCAAGAUGUUAUCUCUAUGUGGAGAAACCUUCAUGGGAGUGAGGGGAGAGAAGAUGUCUCUCAAGAAAGCCAGCUGCCUUUGAAAAGGAAAUCAGAAGAAGGAACAAAUCCUGCAGCUAAAAGGCAGAAAACAGAACAAGUGAGAAAGACUGUAUCUGAGGAAUGUCAAAUGGAACCUGGAGAGAGGUGUGUGGUACCAGAGGAGAGCAACCAGGACAGCUCAACUGAAAGCAAGGCUUCCUUAGAAGACCCUUCCAAAAGCAGUGGAGAGGAACCUAUUGCAAAUGAGCAGCUUAGCUUCAGAGUUUCUUGUCGUUGUAGUGGAGCAAUUGCCAAAAUACUUACUUCACAGGAGAUUGGAAGAGCCAUUGGCAUAGCACUCAUGAAGCAGUUUGGAUGGUGGACAGAUCUGCGGAACCCAAACCUGGAGGUCUUUGUACAUCUUAAUGACAUUUAUUCUGUGGUGGGGAUUCCUCUUUUCAGGCUUCCGUUGGCAAACCGCGAGUACAUCAAGGCGGCGGGGCUGCGAUCGACCGUCGCGUGGACCAUGGCAUCUCUGGCUGAAAUCAGUGCAGGUGCCUUUGUGCUGGAUCCCAUGUGUGGAGUAGGAACAAUACUGCUGGAAGCUGCUAAGGAGUGGCCUGAAGCCUGUUACUGGGGUGUUGAUAUAAGUGAUUCACAGUUAGAGGGUGCAGAUGUGAAUAUUAGAACUGCAGGCUUGAUGGAUAAGAUUGAGUUACUUAAAGCUUCUGUGAAAGCAUUGCCGUUGCCUUCAGAAAGCUUUGACGCUGUGAUUUCGGAUAUUCCGUUUGGGAAGAAGUUCAAGAUCACAAAAGACAUAGAGCUUCUGCCAGAUAUUCUCCAGGAAAUGGAGAGAGUACUCUGUGUUGGAGGCACUGCUGUGUUGCUGCUGAGUCAAGAUCUCCAUAAGUGCAUGGAUGGCAUUACCAGGUGUGCUGAAAAGGACUCUUCUAGUGCCACUUCUGAAGGUGCACGUGAAACCGCCGCUGCAAAAGCUCUGAAUGUUGAUGGGAAUUCCUCCUUGGGGAAUGGUGUUGAAGGAUCCCUUCUCAGCAGCCGACAGACACGUUUUGGGUCUCUGGUGCCAGAUGGUGUCUAUGGGGUUAGCCUUGGAAAGACAGAUGCUUUCAUAUACAAGUACAGGAAGACCUCUGCUGCUGGGAACUGGUAGCUUUCUUGCACCAUGCCAAAGUGAACUUGCAUCCUGAUUACACUUGAAAAGCAGCAUGGCAGUGAUCUGGUGGAACUCUGCUGAUCCAAAUGAAGCCUGUGCCAUUUGUUAGUUCACCUCACUUUUGUUGGCUGUCCUAAGGCACUGCUUUUCUCUUUGGCUUUUAGGAGAGGUGGAAGAUGUCUACUAGUGUUUCAGAUGCUUUUAUUUUAAAAUACUGUAAUGAGAGAGAGCCUCGCAAUGUUGGGAGGAGUUUCUUUGGGAGACACGUCGCUAUUUGCAGAACUACAAAACCAAAUGUAAAUGGAUUUUUACUUUCAGCAGUAUUUUUUAGGAAGCACUUCUUAUCUGAUGAAGUCUCCAGCUCCUUUUGAGGGCUGGAUGUAUGCUUUACCAUGCAGUCUUUUACUUUAAACCUAGUUUCUGAUUAAUUUGAAGUGUAGCUAUUGAGAUCUCUCAGUGUGGAAAAUAAACUAUUUUCUGUAUUAA
This is a messenger RNA of Apus apus (common swift), 1963 nucleotides long. It is a transcript of the gene THUMPD2, whose product is annotated as THUMP domain containing 2. Bases 2 to 1474 code for a protein of 490 amino acids. NCBI's taxonomy places the organism in Eukaryota, Metazoa, Chordata, Aves, Apodiformes, Apodidae. Gene Ontology annotation, biological process: tRNA methylation. Gene Ontology annotation, molecular function: RNA binding; tRNA (guanine) methyltransferase activity. The transcript has 10 exons. The record is from RefSeq and is a predicted model, not a curated record.